Messenger RNA from Arvicola amphibius (Eurasian water vole), 5014 nucleotides. It is a transcript of the gene Qki, whose product is annotated as QKI, KH domain containing RNA binding. Bases 114 to 1073 code for a protein of 319 amino acids. The transcript is spliced from 7 exons. Gene Ontology annotation, molecular function: mRNA binding. The record is from RefSeq and is a predicted model, not a curated record. Gene Ontology annotation, biological process: regulation of mRNA splicing, via spliceosome. Lineage: Eukaryota; Metazoa; Chordata; Mammalia; Rodentia; Cricetidae. Gene Ontology annotation, cellular component: nucleus.
GAGCGGGACGCCGCGUCCCGAGCGGCCGGCGGCCGGAGCUCGCCCCCGCCCCUCCCUCCUCUCCUCCGGCGGCGGCGGCGGCGGCGGGCGGAGUGAGCUGCGGAGCCUGGAAUAUGGUCGGGGAAAUGGAAACGAAGGAGAAGCCGAAGCCCACCCCAGAUUACUUGAUGCAGCUGAUGAACGACAAGAAGCUCAUGAGCAGCCUGCCCAACUUCUGCGGGAUCUUCAACCACCUCGAGCGGCUGCUGGACGAAGAAAUUAGCAGAGUACGGAAAGACAUGUACAAUGACACAUUAAAUGGCAGUACGGAGAAAAGGAGUGCAGAAUUGCCUGAUGCUGUGGGACCUAUUGUUCAGUUACAAGAGAAACUUUAUGUGCCUGUAAAAGAAUACCCAGAUUUUAAUUUUGUUGGGAGAAUCCUUGGACCUAGAGGACUUACAGCUAAACAACUUGAAGCAGAAACAGGAUGUAAAAUCAUGGUCCGAGGCAAAGGCUCAAUGAGGGAUAAAAAGAAGGAGGAGCAAAACAGAGGCAAGCCUAAUUGGGAGCAUCUAAAUGAAGAUUUACAUGUACUAAUCACUGUGGAAGAUGCUCAGAACAGAGCAGAAAUCAAGCUGAAGAGAGCAGUUGAAGAAGUGAAGAAGUUACUGGUACCUGCAGCUGAAGGAGAAGACAGUCUGAAGAAGAUGCAGCUGAUGGAGCUUGCAAUUUUGAAUGGCACCUACAGAGACGCCAACAUUAAAUCACCAGCCCUUGCCUUUUCUCUUGCAGCAACUGCCCAGGCUGCUCCAAGGAUCAUCACUGGGCCUGCGCCUGUCCUCCCACCAGCUGCUCUGCGUACACCUACGCCAGCUGGCCCUACCAUAAUGCCUUUGAUCAGACAAAUACAGACCGCUGUCAUGCCAAACGGAACUCCUCACCCAACUGCUGCAAUAGUCCCUCCAGGGCCUGAAGCUGGGUUAAUCUACACACCCUAUGAAUACCCCUACACGUUGGCACCAGCUACAUCAAUCCUUGAGUACCCCAUUGAGCCCAGUGGUGUGUUAGGUAUGGCUUUCCCAACGAAAGGCUAAGAAUUCAAGAACGGUCUUAACUGAACCCUCAUCAGAUCUGAAUUUAACCAAUGCUUAGUCUCAGCAGCCUCCGGGGAAAAGCUUAGCCUAGCAGUCAGUGACUUACUUGCACUUUUGCACAUAGAUAUAAAGUAAAAUGAUGUUAUUAAUUUGGAUUAGUCUGUUACACUGCAAAGCAACGGUAAUUUAUAAAAGGAGUGUAUAGUAGUAUACUGACUGCUAAGUGUACUGUACUGUUUGCUUUACUAAUCACCUAAUUCAUUGCAGUUCAUACUUAUUGACUCAAAAGUUUAAAACCACAAUCUGUAGGCUUUAAGAGUUGCUUUUUAAACCUUUUUAAGUAAUAAACUAUGAAAGUUAAGGUUAGCAAAUACUUGUCAGUAUUAAAUGUGGCAUUAUUUAAGUAGUUCUGCUGCAAGAAAGGCACUUCAGUGAAUAUGUGACUAGUAAAGCCCAGCUACGUCUGGAUCUCAUAGCGCUUGUGAGACACUGUGACCUGGGACUGUCCAUGAAGGGAUGAAGUAGGUGGAAGGCCAACCUGUUUGAAACGAAUGCAAUAUUGAUAGAUGCAUAUAUACAUGACAUACUACAGUUAAUUUUAAAACUACUGUGCCUUAACGUGUUUCUAAAGCUUUUUGUAGUAAGUGAACAUUUGAGAUCCAUUUUGAUAAACCUGCUGUCGAUGUUUCCCUUAUGUAUGUUUUCUAACUUUGUCUUGGUAAUUGCAAUUUAACUAGGUGCGGUGGCUACUAAAGUUCGAAGGCACGAUAUGCGUGUCCAUCCUUACCAAAGGAUUGUGACCGCAGACCGAGGUUAGUUUAGUUCUGCAGUUCUUGUUUAUAAGCAAUGCGCUGGGUGUCCAUAAAGUUUGCAACACCACACCUGAUGGAAAAAUGUAAUUGUUUACCUGCACACAUUUCUUUUCCUUCCCUAAAUUAAUUUAAUAAUUGAUUGAUUUAAGGUUGUUUUUUUGUGGUUUUGUUUAUGAUUUUGUUUUUUUUUUUGUUUUGUUUUGUUUUUUUGGUUUGGGUUUUCACCCCUUCCCUUUAUAUUUUAAUUUAUUAAAUCUUCUGUUAAAUGUCCUAAGAUUUAUUCCAGUUAAAACAUAAAUUAGUCAAUUUGAGAAGUUAUUAAAGUUUUAUAUUACCUUAGCAAUUUUUAGUAAUAAUUAUUGCUAAAACUUACCCUUUAAUUUUUCUUAAUAUUUGGGUUGGUACUGCAAAAUGAAUCGAACAGAUUAUGUGUUCAUGAGAGAAGUAAAAGAAUUGCUUCUGUGUAAUUUUGGAGAAAACUGAAGAUUUAUUUUUCAUUUAUCUAUAUAAUAAAACAUUGAGCCACUGUAUAAAUAUGAGGGUAUACAUGUCAAGUAUUUAGCUAAAAUCAACAGUCAGGACUGUGAAAAUAAUUUUUUUAUGAUACUUUUUAAUGAAUUAGAAAAUGAGUUCCCUCUUACUCUACUUCUUGCCAAAAUGGAUCCUUUGAUUUUUUUUUUUUUUUUUUGUCUUUUGCUGCUAAAAUAUAUUACCUGAAGGUAAACUAUCCUGAAGUUCUGUGGUAUGUGAGAUCCAGCUGUUCGGAUAUCCUUUUUGACUAACCUGUGACUGGAAAACAAGUCCUCAUUUUUCUCACUUUCAUAUUUGUAAUUUGUGCCCUCUAUAUGCCCUUGGACCCAUUUUUAAAUUAUUUAUUCUUAUUCGAAAAAUGGUAGUUUCGGUUUUUUGACAUUGAAUUGUUUUUUGCUUUUUUGUGUGGUGUUUUGUUUUGUUUUGUUAAUUGCAAGAUUGGAGCCCCAAGAAAAGUAGAAAAGGACCUAGCCCACUUGACAUGGUUACUCUUGAAUACCCACCAUAAAUAUUGGACACAGUUGUUUUGUGUGUUAGAAAUAAAAUGCCUUUCCAAAGACACCAAUGAUAUUUAUCAUAUACGCUGAAAGAGUCCUGAAAAUUUUAGCUGCUGUAUUCAUUUUUUUCUGUGGUAAUUAUUUGUUAAACAAAAUAAAUCCUUUUCUGGGGGAACAUCCAUAAUGAUAAAACUCCAUACAACUGUGCCAAGUGUGAGCAUAUUGACCAUUCGAGGAAGUUAGAUGGGGAAGGUCACUUUAGGUGUGGGUGAUAUCAUAUGUAAUUGAAGCUGUAUCAUACCGUUAAAGUCUAAAAUAAUUCUCUUACAGAGUGUUUUGAUUUUGAAGUAUUUUUUCUUUUUAGAUUUUUCUUUCGUCUUAGGAGACUUUCUGUCAUUUUGUUAACACAACGGUCCUUUUUCACUUUGUACUCCAGAGCCUUCAGGUAGCUGAAAAUAUUAGACCAAGAUCGUACUGUGUUCAUAAAAUGGCAACACAUUCCAUACAUGGCUCAUCUGUAGCUGUGUUUAUUUUGAUUAGUUAUAUUUGUAAUUGAAAUGCAAUGUCAGCAAACCGAAAUUCCUUUCCUUCCCUCCAUCCCUCCUUUCCUCCUUUCUUCAUCUAGAAACAGAUGGCUUACACUUACUAUCACCACAUGUACUACUCAUUGGGUCUAAGGGAGAUGACCGAAGUCCUUGACUUACAUUAUUUUAUGAUACUACUGUUCUCUCUAUUUUUUUUAAUUUAAAAAAAUCUUUCAAAGAGAAGAUUAUUAUUAGCAUUCAUUUGAUGCAAGGACACAGCCCAAGGACACACAACCAUGUAACUAUUUGUGAGCAUUUAGAGUGGUUGCUUACUGAAAACAAAUUCACCACCAUGCUUAUUUCAGAAUUGGUUUAAAACUUAAAGGCCAACUGACUAUAGUUGUAAUGAACUGUAAGUGAUUUUGCACAGUUGACAUAGCUGUGUGUACUGCAGGAGGCCAGGACAUGGCAGAGGAUGUAUUCUAGAUGCACUGGAUAUGAUGGUUUGCUUUGUUAAAUACUCCACACUCAAAUGUCAUUAGAAACUGUCCACACAAUGAUUUGAUAAAAAUCAUUACUUAAACAAAUUAAAUUUUGGAGAGCAACAUUUUUAUUUUUAAAUUUUAAAUAAAAUUCUACUUCCUUUUAAGAAAUUCAGGGAAGUUUUGAUUAUAUUGAAGAUACAGUAUUUUUGUAGUAUUUAUAAGCUGUCCUAAUUGAUAAACUAUAGAAAACAUUUUUGUCAUACAAAGGUAAAUAUUAUAGAACGCAUUUAAACCCUGUGAACGUUACACCUGCUAGGUCUGAGUUAUGAAGUGGCGUAGAGUCUUAACUUUGCACUGAGCAUCUUUUCAUUCACAUCUCUCCUGCCUUUGUCACAGUGGCAGCAACAGUACAGAAAGUUCUGUCAAACCUCAGAGUAGAGUAGAAUAAUUAAGCUGUUGAAUGAGUCUUAAGAAUCAUACUACUGUUAAGUGGACCAAGUUUGGUGAAGUAGACUGUGACAGGCUGAUUCAGGAAGGAGCUACUCAAGGACAUUUGGAGUGAUAACUUUUCCACUUGAGAACUACUUUAUGUUUUACUGUAAUUUUUUUAAAUUUUUUGUUCUUUUUUGUUACUUUGCAAAAGAAAAUAGUAUUUACAGGUGGCUUCUUUUAAAAUAUAAAAAUAUAAAGCAGGAAUGUAUAUGAAAUGUCAGAUUUUAUUGUAUUUGCAGAGUAUUAGCUUUGAAAUUGAAUAAAGAAAGCUAUUUGUAGUUUUAAAAUGCCUUAUUGGUAUCAGUUAGAAAUUUCUUCUAUUUUUUAUGUACUUAGAGUUCUUUGAGGUAUAGAGUUUUAAAUGGCAGGAUUUUACAGUGUUUACAUGCAAGUGCAUUUUAUAAGUGUUCUAUAUGUGUAAAUUAGUAUUUCAACUGGAAAGUGUUGGCUGGUGCAAAAGGCCUGGCCUUUUCUGGUUCCCAUGAUGUUGCCUACACUGCUAGACUACAGUAUUGCUCUGUAUCAUGAGGCCAAGGAAAUUCCAUGUUGUUUGUAAAUAGAAUAAUUGAAAAGCAAUAAACAUUUAUUGAACAAAAGAAA